Capronia epimyces CBS 606.96 is the source of this 300-nucleotide messenger RNA. RefSeq lists its product as uncharacterized. The coding region runs from base 1 to 300 and encodes 99 amino acids. NCBI's taxonomy places the organism in Eukaryota, Fungi, Ascomycota, Eurotiomycetes, Chaetothyriales, Herpotrichiellaceae. The transcript has 2 exons. The record is from RefSeq and is a predicted model, not a curated record.
AUGGAGAGCGCAAAGAACUAUUACAACAAGCAAUACGAGAACUGGGUGCCGUGGAUCGAAGACAAAGUCCUCGGCUGGUGGGGUGACAACAAGACUAGCUAUGUUGCCAAAGACAAACUCAACCAAACCAAAAUCACCGGCGAUAAGAACGUCGAUGCGAUCCAAGACGGCGUCAACGAAGGAGUCGGCGGCCAGCUCGGAAAGGGUGGCCUGCUUGAAGGCGUGGGCAAUUUGACUUCGAAAGAAGUCUUUACUCGCUCAGAGCGCCAGGGAAAGAAUGACAAGGGCGGCUUCAUCUGA